AUGGAAAAAAAAAGAAAAAAAAUAAUAGAAGAUAAUAAUGACAUUUUACCACCUUACAUAUCAGAAUUUAAAGAUGUAUUAACUUCUAUGCCAGAUGAGCGAAAAAUAUUGAGUUAUGAAAAAAAUAAUUUGCAGCAAACAAAUGGUACUACUGAGAAUGAUUCUUUAGAUACAUCAUAUGAUUUAUUCGAACAACACUAUAUGGAUGUCGUCGCUCGAGAAUUUGAAGAUGAAUUAGAUCAGUUAAGAAGAGAUCCCUCGUUCAAUCCUAAGGAAAUGCCAUUACUUGUUUCCGCGUUGAAAAAAGGUGUAAAUAUUUUUUCGCAGGAAGAAAAAAAAAAAGUUAUGGAAAGUCUUAUGCGGAAAGACGAAGAUGAGUCUAAAGAUAAUCCUAGAUAUGAUUUGUAA
Messenger RNA from Pneumocystis murina B123, 408 nucleotides. RefSeq lists its product as hypothetical. Gene Ontology annotation, cellular component: preribosome, large subunit precursor. Bases 1 to 408 code for a protein of 135 amino acids. Gene Ontology annotation, biological process: ribosomal large subunit assembly. NCBI's taxonomy places the organism in Eukaryota, Fungi, Ascomycota, Pneumocystomycetes, Pneumocystales, Pneumocystaceae. The transcript has 4 exons. The record is from RefSeq and is a predicted model, not a curated record.